Messenger RNA from Marmota flaviventris (yellow-bellied marmot), 1070 nucleotides. It is a transcript of the gene Pmf1, whose product is annotated as polyamine modulated factor 1. The record is from RefSeq and is a predicted model, not a curated record. Gene Ontology annotation, biological process: chromosome segregation. Lineage: Eukaryota; Metazoa; Chordata; Mammalia; Rodentia; Sciuridae. Gene Ontology annotation, cellular component: MIS12/MIND type complex.
GCUUUGGCGGUUCGACUUCAACAUGGCGGAAGCCGGUAGCGCCCAUCUGGCUGCGGAUGAGGAAAAAAGGUCUGAGGGGUCGUCUUCCGAGUCCGUGUCACCCGGCACUACCAUUUCGCGGGUGAAGCUCCUUGACACCACGGUGGACACUUUUCUCCAGAAGCUGGUCACCGCCGGGAGCUACCAGAGAUUCACGGACUGUUAUAAGCGCUUCUACCAGUUGCAGCCUGAGAUGACACAGCGAAUCUAUGACAGAUUUAUAACUCACCUGGAGGCAUCUAUCCGGGAGGAAAUUUCAGAAAUUAAAAAAGAAGGGAACCUAGAAGCUGUCUUGAAUUCCUUGGAUAAAAUUGUGGAAGAAGGCAAAGACUGCACGGAGCCAGCCUGGCGCCCCAGUGGGAUCCCAGAGAAAGACCUGUGCAGCACCAUGGCACCCUACUUCCUGCAGCAACGGGAUACCUUGCGGUGCCAUGUGCAGAAACAGGAGGCCAAGAACAGAGAGCUGGCCGAUGCCAUCCUGGCUGGGCGCAGGCAGUUGGAGGAGAUGCAGCUGCAGGUCCAGGCCCGGCAGCAGGCCUGGCAGGCUCUGUAUGGAGAACAACGGGAACUGCUGGCCGUUCUGAGGGAGCCAGAGUGAGGCGGAGCCUGUGGCUGAGAGCAGAGGGCAGUCAAGGUCGAGGGCUGUGGUCGGCAUGCUGGGCCUGGGCGGGCUGCCUUUGAGGACAGCUGAAAUGGUGCCAAUCUCCAGGCAGUGAUGGAGGAUCAGGCCCGAGCAAGCCCCACUGCUGCAGUGCUGUGAGGCUCCCCCGGGGUCACACAUACUACCUUCAGACUCCUCCCUUCUGCCCAGAGAUGGUGGCCCAACGUGGAGUCUGGGCCCGACUCUUUCUCCUUCAGGUGCAGGCCAGCACCACCCCCAGCGCUCUCCUGCAGGCUGCUCGGCACCCUACCACCCCCUCCCUUAGGGAAUGUGUUUUCAAUUUCACUGAUUGUCCCCUUGCUGGCCAGCCCAAGGUCGCUCGCCAUGUUCUCCCCACAUCCGUAAAUAAACAUCCUCCACUGCACUGUAA